Molecule: messenger RNA, 2772 nt
Organism: Neltuma alba
Lineage: Eukaryota; Viridiplantae; Streptophyta; Magnoliopsida; Fabales; Fabaceae
Exons: 4
Coding region: 108-2675 (855 amino acids)
Molecular function (GO): protein binding; zinc ion binding
Source: RefSeq, a predicted model, not a curated record
GCUUCGAUUCACUCACCCUCAUUUACCCUAUUUUCACAAGAGGCCCCAAUUCUAGGUUUUUCUGUGCAUCUGAAUCUCUUUUCAGAGACCCUUCUCUGGUUGUGGAAAUGGUGAGGGGGAAGCUUAUACUGAUCAGCCAAUCUGGUGGUAAAUUUUUAACAAAUGACGAUGGAUCUAUGUCAUAUACUGGAGGCGAAGCGCAUGCGGUGGAGAUUAAUCAUGAAACGACUUUUGAAGAUCUCAAACUAAAACUUGCUGAAUUAUGGAACUUACUAAGUAAGACCCUGUCCAUCAAGUAUUUUCUUCCGGGGAACAGGAAAACUUUAAUCUGUAUAUCAAAUGAUCGAGACCUGAAGAGGAUGAAAGAAUAUUAUGUGGAUUCAAUUACUGCUGACGUUUUUAUUUCUGGGACAAAAGGUUUUGACCAGGAAUCCUUGAACAUGAAUACCAGGAGAAAUGAUAUAAACGUAGCCGAAGCAGUGACCCCUGUCAAUCCUUCAAAAACAAAACCUAAGACUGUUCGCAAACAAACAGCAUCAGUAGGCACUUCUGCAAACCGUUCUCCAAAUCAUGCUGUUACUACUAAUCAUGGCGCUGCCUGUUCCAAUCCGCCUUGUUCUGUUUCCAUUGCCACUGAUACAUCCUCUCAUGGCCGAGUCAUCAGUGAUAUGGAUGCUAGUCCUGCAGAUGCAGUUAAGAAGCGAAGGCGUGCUGCAUCUCGGGCACUUACUGCAAAUGGUCCGUCUAUGAAUGCAGAAGAAAGUAAAAAAGUGAUGUCACGGAAAAAGAAUAAAAGAAAUCAUGCUGCUGCUGCUGCUGAUAAUAGAGAGGACCAGCUAUAUUUGCCAUGUAAUGACUAUUCUGACAAUUUGCUUGAUGUUGGAUCUGACAUAACUCCGGGAAAAUUAGCUGAAUGUUGGAAAGACAGUAUUACUGGUGUUGGACAGGACUUUCCAAGUGUCCAAGAAUUUCGUGACGCCUUGCAGAAAUAUGCCAUGGCACAUCAUUUUGCCUAUAGGUAUAUCAAGAAUGACACAGUUCGUGCCAGAGCCAGAUGUGUAUGUGAAGACUGCCCAUGGAGGAUUUUUGCUUCCUGGGUUCCAUCUGAUCAAUCAUUUAGAAUUAAAAAGAUGGAGGAGCCACAUACUUGUGGAGGAAAAUCUUGGAAGUCUACUCAUCCCUCAAAGAACUGGUUGGUAAAUGUUGUAAAGGACAGGCUACGAGAUAACCUUCAUCAUAAAACAAAGGAGAUUGCAAGUGCCAUUCACCGAGACUUUGGGAUUGAGUUGAAUUACUCUCAAGUAUGGCGUGCGGUUGAGGAAGCUAGGGAACAACUGCAAGGUUCAUACAAAGAAGCAUAUAAUCAGUUGCCUAGGCUUUGCGAGAGGAUGUUAGAGUCAAAUCCUGGCAGCUGUAUCAAGCUCGUCACAGGUGAUGACAAAAGAUUUCAGCGUCUUUUUUUGUCGUUUCAUGCUCUGAUACGAGGAUUUCAGGCUGGUUGCCGCCCUCUUCUAUUCCUUGAUUCGUCAUCUUUGAAAUCAAAAUAUCAUGAGGUUUUAUUGACAGCCACUUCACUAGAUGGUGAUGAUGUUGCUUUCCCUGUUGCUCUGUGUAUAGUUGAUGUUGAGAAUGAUGAUAACUGGAAUUGGUUUCUAGAGCAGUUGAAACUUGCAUUACCGACUUCCCAGCCUAUGACUUUUGUGUCUGACAGAGAGAAGAACUUAAAGCAAUCAGUUCUAAAGGUAUUCCAAAAUGCCCAACACGGUUAUUCCAUGUACCACCUCCUUGACAGUUUCAAGAAAAGUCUGAAGGGCCCUUACCAUGGGGAAGGCAGGCCUUCUUUGCCAGUUAAUUUCCUAUCUGCUGCUCAUGCACUGCGGCUCGAUGGUUUCAAAAUGUUCUUAGAACAGAUUAGAAAAGUUUCUACAACAGCAUAUGAUUGGGUCAUGGAAGUUGAACCAGAGCAAUGGGCAAGUGCAGUAUUCAAAGGUGAGCGAUACAAUCAUAUUCUCGUAAACGUCGCUGAGUUAUACACCAUGUGGAUUGACGAAGUGCGAGAGGUACCUAUAGCACAAAAGGUAGAAGCUCUUGUAUGUAAGAUCGUGGAGUUAAUAAACAAUCGUCGAGCAGAUUCAAGUAGUUGGACAUUGAGACUGACUCCGUCAAAGGAGGAACUGCUGCAAGACGAAUCCCUCAGGGCACAAGGCCUUAAAGUCUUGUUCUCAUCAGACACCUUGUUUGAGGUUCAUGAUGACUCUGUCCGCGUUGUGGAUAUUGAAAAGUGGGACUGUAGCUGUUUGAGAUGGAAAGCAACAGGGCUGCCAUGCUGCCAUGCUAUAGCUGUCUUGAAUUGCACCCAUCGAAGUGUAUAUGACUACUGUGCGAAAUACUUCACAGCUGAUAACUUCCAUCGCGUGUACUCUGAAUCCAUAAAUCCUGUUUUUGAUUAUUUAUCCAUGAAUCCUGCUUCUGAUGAUUUGAACAACGAGGAGGAAGCUAAGGAGGAGACAGAGAUAGAGACUGAGAAUAAUGUACUUCCUCCUUGCAAUUCUAGACCUUAUGGCCAAAAUAAGAAAGAUGAGAAUAAAACACCAAAGAAAUCUAGGAAGACUGUCACAUGUACCAAGUGCAAAGGAACAGGCCAUAAUAAGGCUACUUGUAAAGAGGCAUCGUGAGUUUUCUGGACUGCCAAUGCCACUAGGUGUAGAAGUAUUUCUACUCCAUCAAUGUAUUAUAAUAAUAAUUUAGGCUUAUGUGGCGUUGGUGUUUUAA